UUGACACCUCCGCUUCCCCCACAGAAGACGCGCACGGUUCGGCUACUAAACCUCUCUGGAGCUGCAGGAGAAAGGACGGCAAUGGCGACCGCUGACAGCCAGGCAACGUUCGAGUCAUGGCUCAACCAGGCCACAGACCCAAACAACCAGGAGGACAGAUGGGACUGCAUCCAGGGCUUCUACCAGCUCGUUGACCAGGAGACUGAUGGGCCACAGGUAGCCGUUCGUCUUCUCGCCCAUAAAAUCCAGUCUCCACAGGAGAAAGAGGCUCUGCAGGCUCUCACUGUUCUCGAGGCAUGUAUGAACACCUGCGGGAAGAGGUUCCACAGCGAGGCCGCCAAGUUUCGCUUUCUCAAUGAGCUCCUCAAACUCUUAACGCCAAAGUACUUUGGCGCGUGGACUCCACAGAAAGUGAAAGACAGAGUGACGGAGGUCCUCUACGGCUGGACUCUUUGGCUAAAGGACGAACCCAAGAUUCAGGAAGCUUACAACAUGCUCAAGAAACAAGGUAUUGUGAAGAAAGAUCCCAAACUACCAGACACAGUUAUAAUGGCGCCUCCAACACAAAGAACCACAGACUCUGUUUUUGACCAGGAGGACAAGGCCACACUGUUAGCCAGAUUACUGAAAAGCGCCCGUCUUGAAGACCUGGAAACAGCCAACAGACUCAUUAAAAGCACCAUGAAAGAGGAGCAGGAGAAGGCAGAGAAAGUGUCAAAGCGUGAAUCGACUCUGAAGGAGGUGGAGAGCAGCACCGAGCAUCUCAGAGAGCUGCUGGACGAGCACACGAUCGCUGGAACCUCGUUACAGCCGAGUGAUGACGUGAAGGCCUUGUACGAGCGCUGUGAUGGACUGAGGCCCAGCUUGUUCCGCCUGGCCAGCGACACGAUGGACGACGACGCAGCUCUGGCGCAGAUCCUGGCGGCUAACGAUGAGCUAACGCUAGUAGUAAACAGCUACAAAGACCGGGUGGGAAAGAGAGAGUGUAACGGCGGACGAGAAAGAAGUAAAAGUGAGGAAGAAGUGGAGGGUAAAAGUAACGCUCCAAAGAGUCCCAGAGAGAUUAAAAGCUACCACCUCAUCGACCUGUCAGCGCUGGACUCUCCGCGCACACACAGAAAAGCUGAUUCACCAGCGUCCUUUGACUCCUCUUCACCCAUGUUUUCCUCUCUUCUGGAAAGUACCUUCCACUCAGCGGCUGAACAGGACUUCAAUGAAUUAGAGUUAGAUCAUCUGGUCUCAAAACAGACUCCAGGGACCACAACGUCGUAUUAUCAAGAACUUCUACAGCUUAAUGGAGAAGUUCAGAUGAAGAAUGCUGAGCAGAAUGGAGGGAGAGGUGUGGUGUUGAGAGCCCGUGGAUGUGGGGGGAGCAGUGCGUCAUCUAACGGGACUAGCAUUUGGUCACUCCCUCACGAUCAACAAUUUACUACAGAGUCGGAAUCACCGUCCAAGUCGCAGAACCAGCUCAGUGAAAUAUCUGGAUAUCCUGGGAAAUUUACCCCAGAACUCCUGAAAAACAUCUUUGUUCCAAUGGAAACCAUCAAAUCCAGAAUUCUUGAGCCGAUCACUGUGUACGAUCACGGCGGCGUCCACGUCUCUCUCCAUUUUGCCAAAGACUCUCCGCCGGGUCAUCCAGGUGUCGCCGUGGUCGUCAUCUCCACGGUGAACACAUCUGCCCUCCAUGUGAAAGACUUCCUGUUCCAAGCUGCUGUUCCAAAGACGGUAUUGGUGAAACUUCAGCCUGCCUCGGGGACAAACUUACCUUCAUACAACCCUCUCCUGCCUCCGCCGGCCAUCUCCCAGGUCCUCCUGUUGGCUAAUCCUCACAAUCGGAGGGUGCGUCUACGCUACAAGCUGACAUUGACACAUGGAGACCAUCGGCUGAACGAGAACGGAGAGAUCGACAACUUUCCUGACUGGACCUCUUUGAUCGGCCACUAAAAAAAAACAACUUUGACUGAAAACAAAAAACCUCUGGACCUGAAAUCUAGAUUGUGAAAGCAAAAGAGAGUAACAUGAAGAAAAACCCAACAAAAAGGUGGGAGAUGCCUGCAGCCGAUCCUCAAGAGGGAAACAACAAACAAAUGUCAAAGCUGUAUUUUCGGAAAUUAUUGUGUUUUCUGAUGCAUUAAUGAUGAAACCUCAGAAAGAUUUAUAUUACUCUUAAAAGGUGAGUAAACUCUAUAUGGCAUGUUAAAAUGUCACAGUUCUGGUGGGUUUGGUGAAUCCCUAAUUCUUCCUGUUCAGGUUCCUUCUGCUGUUUCAUCAGCUGCUGCCUCCUGCCUGUUGUUGAGCUGCAGUUUGAUAGCGGUUUGUUCACUGACGUAUUUAUUUGCACUUGAGCAUUUGUGACCUAAAAAAAAUCCAGUGCCUUAAGAUGGAAGAUGUGAUGUUUUUAAUAUGUAUUUAUGUUAAGAAUGAGGUUGUCUUAAGGAAAUGAAUGUGUGAGAAACUUGUCAGAAAACAUUGCAUUUGCAGGUAAUUUGCUGGAUUUGACUGCAUAAUUGAUGAAAAACGUAACGAUGUAAAUGCACUGACGUCACAUUUUAUACAAGCUGUGUUUUUAAACACUGCGACUUAAAACACGAGCAAAUGAGGGAAAGAUCUUCACCACUACGACUAAACUUUGGGAGCAUUUAGAAAACCAAAUAAAUCGCCAAAAACAUCAAGCACAAGCAAAUCAAGAAACACUUCUCUGAACCUCGAGACAUGUGGCAUAAAGAAAUGUGCUACAAAUACAGGAAACGGGCACAAACAGGACAAUGUAAAUGAUCCUUUGAAGUAUUUUUUGCAUUAUUUCUUUUUUUCAUGUGACAGACGUCACAGUUAAAUUCUUAAUUUGCUUUGUUUUCUUAAGUUUGUUUUUACGACAUGCUCUGUCACUGUUGAUUUCAUGUGUUCAGUGUUUCCUCACCAGCUGUUUUAUACUGUGAAGCUUUAUCAUUUUCAGCCCAGAGCAAAACAAUUCUGUGCAGCUGAACCGGUUCAUCAUCUCAUAGUGUCAGAUAUACACAUGUUUAAAACGGCUUGCAAGUAAAGUUGGUCAAAAAAUUUUUGGACGACUUAAUAAAGCCAACGUGGAUGUUUCUGUAAAUGCUUCCAUCCUAUUGUUGCUCUGCCACAUGUCAUCAAUAAAUACACACGGUCUGAAACACGGUGCACAACGAAGCUCGUGUUCCGGCCCACCAAAUCAUCCAAAUCCAAAAACAAGAUAAAGGUUUUUAUGAUAAUAUAAUGUUAUUUAUAAAUUAUUACUAUUAUUUAUUAUUGUCGUCAUUCAGACAACUCUUGAGAUUUAAACAGCUUGUUUAAUCAAUCCAGCAGUACAAAGCUUAUAUUUAUUAAGCUUAAAGUUAUGCAGUUUCCCAUCAAGAAAACUGGAUUUGUUUCUAAACUGGAUUUGUUGAUGACACACUAUACAAUGAAUUAUGUUUUUUACAUACUUUACAAUGACUUACGAUGCUAUUUCAACAUAAUAUACUCUGACUUCUCAUGACUUUUUAAAAAAUACUCUUUUUAAUAUACUAUGCUAUGAAUCUUUCAUGACAUUUACUAUACUAUGAUUUCUAUCGACAUACUAAGCUCUGACUUUUUUGGCUUGACAUACUACGCUAUGACAUUUUUUUCGACAUACUCUGCUCUGGCUUUUUUAUGACAUGCUUUAUGAUUUGUUUUUAACAAAGUAUAAUAUAGUUAUUUUUAGACAUACUAGAAUACAACUUUUUUUCCAUGGAGAUUACUUUCUAUUACUUUUGUGA
Messenger RNA from Anarrhichthys ocellatus (wolf-eel), 3761 nucleotides. Its product is annotated as ADP-ribosylation factor-binding protein GGA3-like. The coding region runs from base 82 to 1944 and encodes 620 amino acids. Lineage: Eukaryota; Metazoa; Chordata; Actinopteri; Perciformes; Anarhichadidae. The transcript is spliced from 16 exons. Gene Ontology annotation, molecular function: small GTPase binding; phosphatidylinositol binding; ubiquitin binding. The record is from RefSeq and is a predicted model, not a curated record. Gene Ontology annotation, biological process: protein localization to cell surface; Golgi to plasma membrane transport; intracellular protein transport. Gene Ontology annotation, cellular component: trans-Golgi network.